AUGAGUUUUGAACUACCGCAAUACAGCUUUAGCCACGCGGGUGAACCUCCAACACCCACCAAAACGCCUACGUCUCCGAACUUCUUCCUGAACUCAUUCCAAACACCAAAACAGGGUACGAGAUUCUAUGGUCCUCAAUCCCCUUGGAGUCCCGCCUUUCACUCGGUGGCGAGUCCUGAUCUAAAGACACCGACUCAACUGAGCUUCACGACACCUACCAAAAGCCCUACAAAGAUCUCGGAGUUUAAAAUACCUUCCACAGGCCAAGACCUCGAGACAGAAAUAGCCUCCCAUGUACAUCAUUUGUCACCCAACCCCAGCCUGCCGUUGCCCCCGGUAGAGCCGUCUCGCCAACUAUCAUCCUCUCCCAACCCUUCUUCGACCUCAGAAUCCAAGCGUCGUCGCUUAAACACGGAUGAGUUUUCAAUAACUCCCCUGAAGACCGGCUUCGACCAUUCGGCUGGUACAGCUAUGAACUCGGCUGGAUCAAUGCAGACUCCACCUCCAACGAGUACAUCUGCUUCACGACGAAAAGCACAACAAGCUCAAGUAGCUCAACUGGUUAAAGAAUCUGCAGAAAAGGGCAGAAGGAUGUCAUUUCCAAACUUUGGAAAGGGUGAAGGCGCUUAUGGCUCAACUUCUCAGGUGGAGCAAUCACCGCAACAGUUCCCUGCCCUACAAUUCUCCCCAGAUGGCUUUGGCUUUCCAAUGUCUGGUCCAGCUACGGCGCCUGUAUAUCCACAGAAUAAGCUGUUUUGGGACCCUGAGCAAGGCGACACAAUGAACAUUGACUUUCCAAUGGACGACACCUUUACUGCUUUCGGGAUGGGGCUACCAAAAAAUUUGGAUCCCUUCGUCUCACCAUCGGAUCAUGCGAAUGGAAUGCAGUUCCCAACCUCGCCAGCCUUCAAUCUUAUCAAUACUAGUCACGAAGAUAUCGCAACGUUCCCACGUUCAUCGUAUGCAGAACCGCCCAGUCACACGAUCACUUCAGCACGAGGGAAGUUUGCUGGAAAUGUCGUCAAUCCUAGCUUGCUUUUUAGCUCACCUGGUAAAGCUGCCGACGUUGCAACUAUGCCCGUUGUGAGCCAGGCUAUACAAGAUGAUGUGCUUCGGCCGUAUGCACAUCAAAUGCGUGAUGCACAGAUAGAGCUUGACAUGCAACUGGCCCGAAAACCGAAGAGAAAGCGAGCACCUGAGGUUGAUGAUUCGCCAGCGGUAAAAGCUGCUCUCCUGACGUUACGUGACGAUCAGACAGGCCAAUCUGGUGUUGAGCGUGAUCACAUUGACGAUGUCAUCGAAGCUAGAGCUAUUGCUCGUUCCCGAAGUCGAAAUUCGUACGGGCAUGCGAAGGAGCGUCGAGAUACUGGCUCAAGAUCCCUCCAACAUAGACGAAGCCUGAGCCGCAUACGUGAUUCUCAACGGAAACGAUCCUCGGUCACUCUGACUGUUGAUGCCAGUGGCAGGGCAAAGACCGUCGUGGGAGAUGACACCAAACAUGCGUCCAAAAGUGGAAUACAGGUGGACAGUGAUUCUGAAGACAGUGAGAGCGACUCGUCGUCGUCAAGUGCUGAAAUGGUGAUGAGCCAGCCCCAAUCCUUCGCUUUCCCUUCUCAAAGGCAAAAGCAGCCAAAGUUUGGACGAUUCUUCAAUGAUCCUCAAUCACACUCGCAGCGUACGUCGUACACGUCAACGCUGGGAUCGGUCAGCACAGCCCAGCCGUCAUCUACGCGGCGAACGUCCUCCAAUCUCCAUACACAGCACAGCUCUCAGGCUUACAGUGGCGCCGGCAGGAUUGAAGUGGAAAGCGAAGGUGAAACGAUCAUCGACACUGAUGAUGAUAAAGGUGACGCCCAAUCUGAGCUGAAGAAGGUUCUCCAGUCGAGGUCGCAGAAGAAAGUCAGCAAGCACGCAACACGGUCAGGGUCGAGGGAUGGUUUUACAGGUCAGCGCCGAGCAUACCCCUUGCCAGGCGGCCCUUUACACCCAUAUUACACCACUGGGUCCCACACUCCGGGUCAUCAUGCAUACCAGGACCCAUACAGCAACAUCUCACCGACCACAAUCACAGAUCCUGACAUGUCAACCCCAACCACGGGUCGGGAGAGCAACGGCAGCGGCGACAGUACCCGCUGCGUUUGCCAUGUUACCGAGGACUUUGGUGAGGUCAUGAUACAAUGCGAAUCCUGCCGCAGAUGGCAACAUGUCUCGUGCCUCGGGUUUGACCCGAACAAGCUGCCCUAUGUCCAUCUCUGUGUCUUCUGCACAGGCUCAACCCCCAAUGUUCGCGGAGGACGUGUACGAGAGCCGGCAAGGGCAGCGUUUGCGCCACCAAGCUCACCCUUGGCACAUAAGCCUCAUCGAUACAGAUGA
Letharia columbiana is the source of this 2373-nucleotide messenger RNA. RefSeq lists its product as uncharacterized. The transcript is spliced from 3 exons. Lineage: Eukaryota; Fungi; Ascomycota; Lecanoromycetes; Lecanorales; Parmeliaceae. The coding region runs from base 1 to 2373 and encodes 790 amino acids. The record is from RefSeq and is a predicted model, not a curated record.